Messenger RNA from Athalia rosae (coleseed sawfly), 2979 nucleotides. It is a transcript of the gene slmb, whose product is annotated as beta-TrCP. Gene Ontology annotation, molecular function: protein dimerization activity. The record is from RefSeq and is a predicted model, not a curated record. NCBI's taxonomy places the organism in Eukaryota, Metazoa, Arthropoda, Insecta, Hymenoptera, Athaliidae. The transcript is spliced from 9 exons. Bases 86 to 1666 code for a protein of 526 amino acids.
UGUUUGUUCGUAAACCGUCGGUCGUUUAAUGUUGCUCCGUGAGUUUUAGAUAAUUAGUUGAUCUAGGAUACAGUGUACACAUAAAAUGAUUAACAUGGAAACAGACAAGAUCAUCGAGGACCCGAACACGUACCUUCAGUUUCCAAUGACGAUACUCUACGAUCCUGCCAGGAAGAAAGAACCACCGACUGGAGCAUCUGCACAGUACAGUCAAGAACGUGAAACUUGUAUGAAAUUAUUUGAGCGAUGGAGCGAACCAGAGCAAGUGCAGUUCGUCGAACAAUUAUUGGCAAGAAUGUGCCACUAUCAACAUGGGCACAUAAAUGCUUACCUGAAACCAAUGCUGCAAAGAGACUUUAUAUCUCUUUUACCAAAAAAAGGUCUAGACCAUGUUGCCGAAAGCAUUCUUUCCUAUUUGGAUGCGGACUCAUUGUGUGCUGCCGAAAUGGUCUGCAAAGGAUGGUACAGAGUAAUAAGCGAGGGAAUGCUCUGGAAAAAAUUAAUAGAACGCAAAAUAAGGACUGACUCGUUAUGGAGGGGUUUGGCGGAAAGAACAGGAUGGAUACAGUAUUUCUUUAAACCACGACCAGGAGAGACCCAUCCAAAUCAUAUAUUCUACAGAACACUUUUCCCGAAAAUAAUCACAGAUAUCGACAAUAUAGAAAAUAAUUGGCGAAUGGGAAGGCACAAUCUUCAAAGAAUAAAUUGCCGCAGUGAAAAUUCUAAAGGUGUCUACUGUCUGCAGUACGAUGAUCAAAAAAUAGUAUCGGGUUUGAGGGAUAACACAAUAAAAAUAUGGGACAGAAACACGUUACAGUGUAUCAAAGUUCUCACCGGACAUACUGGAUCAGUCUUGUGCCUGCAGUACGACGACAAAGCUAUCAUUUCGGGAUCUUCCGACAGCACUGUCAGAGUAUGGGAUGCGAAUACUGGCGAAAUGCUUAAUACCCUUAUACAUCAUUGCGAGGCUGUUCUACAUUUGCGGUUUAAUAACGGAAUGAUGGUCACGUGUUCUAAGGAUCGAUCAAUUGCGGUGUGGGACAUGACCUCACAAACAGAAAUAACGUUACGCAGGGUAUUGGUGGGUCAUAGGGCAGCUGUCAAUGUUGUAGAUUUUGACGAAAAAUACAUAGUGUCAGCGAGUGGUGAUAGAACUAUUAAAGUGUGGAACACAUCCACUUGUGAGUUUGUGCGAACAUUAAUUGGACACAAGCGGGGUAUCGCGUGUUUGCAAUAUAGGGAUCGCCUAGUAGUCAGUGGCAGCAGCGAUAACACAAUCAGACUAUGGGACAUUGAGUGUGGUGCGUGUUUACGUGUCCUUGAGGGUCAUGAAGAGCUGGUUAGAUGCAUCAGAUUCGACAACAAGCGAAUUGUCAGUGGCGCCUAUGAUGGAAAAAUCAAGGUCUGGGAUCUGGUGUCGGCUCUAGAUCCUCGCGCACCUGCGAGUACACUUUGUUUACGUACAUUAGUGGAGCACACCGGACGCGUUUUCCGCCUUCAGUUUGACGAGUUCCAGAUAGUCUCGUCUUCACACGACGAUACAAUCCUCAUUUGGGACUUCUUGAACUUUAGCCCACCAGAAGGAACACCCGCAAGUGGUAACGCAUCAAUUAAUACGUCAGUGGCUAAUCAAUCUAGUACCAGAUCUCCCUCUCCAUUUGAGUGACGCAUCUACACGCAGAUUCCUUUAUUGUGAUAUGACUACACGUGGUUAGUGUGUGAAUUAAAUGUGUUCACGAUAGUACGUGCAGAGAACGAAGAACCAGUGUUAAGUGUGACCAGAGCCCAAACAGACAAGACUUCUCUCAAAAGACUCAACUUUUGUUUGUAUUAUUUGCCGUGAAACGCAAAGAAAUUCUGUACCGUGGAAAAAAAUGAGAAAAGAAAAAUAAUGUACUGACUGCUAAUACUGCAAAUUAAUUUAUACAUGCUCGGCAUACAGCAAUGUAUUCGAAGACGAUACGAAUUAAACUAUAUAAUUAAUACGAUACAUCCCAUGGAUGUAGAUGAAUAUUGUCUGGUUUGGCAAACACCUGGAAUUCUUCUACGCUCUAUGUCACGAUAGAAGAUGACCAUUUUCCUAUAAUGAAAAACGAAAAAGACUUGAAAUACGCGACAAAGUGGGGACGUUUUUAGGGAGGCUGGAUACACCUAAUAAGAAAGAAAUAGAUGUAUUAUAAUAAAUUAAAGAUUUUUUAUGUAAUUAAUUAAUUUAUAGAUAAGAAAAUCGCUGAGUACCGUUUCAUCAGAGUACUUAUUCGGUGUGCAUGGAAUUUGAUUUGUGAAAGAAUUAUUGUAAUUCAUAAAACCUAUUUUAAUGUUUUUCGCGAUUAGCUAAUCUAUAUUGCUAUUUAUUUAGCAAAAUAGGUACACUGACACCACCAUUGAUCUCAGUCGAAAUUAACUGGAUUAUAAAAUAAUCUUCGCCAAUGUCACGAUGUAGCAAAGCCAGUUAGAAUUAAGAUUCCCUACAAUGGAAAAUGAUCCAACCAUCUUUGUGUGAUUUUACUCUACGUCAUUUGAUAAUUACAAAUACAUACACAUUUAAAUCGAUUGGCAGAUUGUAUCGACGGCAGUGUUUUGACUUCCGCCAAUCUCCAGGUAUCAAGAUGUAAUACUACCAACAUCAAAAAAGGUGUCAGUCGUAUAAUUUAGUGUUAGUUAUUAAUUUAUAUAUCAAAGGCAAUUAUGUAAUAGUUACAACGAUUCGAUUGUACAUAGUAAUCAAAUAAUUCUUUUGUAAUAUUAAAAUGUUUUGCAUUGUCAUAUCAAGAAUCUUACCAUGCUAUUGAUUUAAGAUCGUCUGUCGUGCUGCUCACCAUACUACCCUUUACAGAUCGCACAUAUUUAGUUUUUUUUUCUUCAUCGCAAAUAAAGAAAUCGAAGCUUUAUUCUUGAAAAUUAUCCAAAGAUGGUUGACACACAUUCCUGUUGUAAAUGAUUUUAGAUCAUAUUUGCAAUAAACAAUAAUGGCAGAAA